Molecule: messenger RNA, 915 nt
Organism: Arthroderma uncinatum
Lineage: Eukaryota; Fungi; Ascomycota; Eurotiomycetes; Onygenales; Arthrodermataceae
Exons: 3
Coding region: 1-915 (304 amino acids)
Cellular component (GO): plasma membrane; fungal-type vacuole
Source: RefSeq, a predicted model, not a curated record
AUGGCGCCGAGCUUCGCUACUUGCACGGAAGUUGGGCCGGCGUGCCCUGUCGAGGCCACCACGUAUGGUUACUAUCCACAGCUGGGAUCCGGUAUCUUCUUGACCGCAUUCUUCGCAUUUCUGGCGCUCGUCCAGCUGGGACUCGGGGUCUUCACGCGCACCUGGUCCUUUUUGAUCGCUGUGUUCAUGGCCUGCGCCCUCGAGGCCGUCGGUUACGGUGGCCGUAUACUCAUGAACAAGAACCCUUGGUCUCAGGACGCCUUUCAGAUCCAGAUCGUCUGCCUUAUCCUGGCGCCGACUUUUCUGGCUGCCGGCGUCUACCUCACGAUCAAACACAUCGUCAUCUUCAUCGGGCCGGAGCACUCGCGUAUUAAGCCAAAGCUGUACACCUGGGUGUUUAUCGCAUGUGAUAUCGGCUCACUCAUCCUGCAGGCAGCCGGUGGUGGUGUUGCUGCGGCUGCGACCAAAAAAAAUGUGAAACUGUUGGAUGUUGGUAACGGCAUCAUCAUUGCCGGUAUUGCCUUCCAGGUGGCUACCAUGUCGGUUUGCGGCCUGCUUGCUCUAGAAUUUUUCAUCCGGGCACAUAGGAGCGGGCAGGGCUUCACCCCCAAGGGCUCGUCUCAUGGAGCUGCGGUGCGUCGGUCCUUUUGGAUCUUCUGUGCUGCAGACGCGUUUGCCUAUCUGGCCAUCCUAAUCCGCUGUAUAUAUCGUCUGCCCGAGAUGGCUGGUGGCUGGGGAAACCCUCUUAUGCGAAACGAGAAGGACUUCCUACUCCUCGACGGAAUGAUGAUCGCUUUGGCAGCCGCAACAUUCACCAUCGUCCAUCCUGGAUUCUGGUUCCCUCCCAUGCGAAAAGGAGCCAAAGCCAUACCGCACAGCGAGGGAACCAGUGUAAACGAUUCCACGGAGAAGUAA